GCUUGCAUCCCGUUCAUGGGGCAAACGGACGCACACGAUCAUCUCAUCAUUUUCUCUGAUAAUGAUCUCACACCCUCCUUGCUGUAUUCCAGAGGAGCAUCUGAACUGAUCGAUGUCCUUCUCGAAACUAUCCGGUCCCGGAUAUGGAUUCCACGUGGUAUCCUGUACCCAUCAUCCAACCCGCAAGCAGAGACACCAUCCCAUCCUUCUCCCUCUGCUUUCUUCCCCUCAUCCCCCGCUCCACCCCACAAAUUCCCCCCUCAAAAACCCUCCGAGAACCCCUCUAAUCUCCUCCUCCCCGUUAUUCUUCCUAUCGAUCAUUCUGUAGAAAUGGCAUCGGUUGCUUGGCCGGCCGGGCACACCGGUCUCUGCUGUUCCUGCUCUUCCUCUCCUUCUCCUCGUAUUCAUCACUCUUCUCUCCUCCACGCCAAAACCCUAGCAUCAUCACCAACCACGAUAUCCGGAUUCCUCUAUUCAGACUUCCUCGGAUGCGCAAUCCGGUCGAUGAAACCAAAGAUUUCCUCUCAAUCCAACAACCAGAGCAUUGCCGUUCGGAUGUCCUGGGACGGACCCCUCUCCUCCGUCCGCUUGAUAAUCCAGGGCAAGAACCUCGACUUGACGGCGCCGGUGAAGAAGCACGUCGAGGAUAAGGUGGGCAAGGCGGUGCAGAAGCACAGCAACCUGGUCAGGGAGGUCGACGUGCGGCUCUCCGUCCGCGGCGGAGAGCUCGGCAGAGGCCCCCGGGUUCGGAGAUGCGAGGUUACUCUGUUUACCAAGAAGCAUGGGGUGGUUCGGGCGGAGGAGGCUGCGGAGACGCUCUACGGGAGCAUAGACUUGGUGUCGUCGAUCAUCCAGAGGAAGUUGAGGAAGAUCAAGGAGAAAGAGUCGGAUCAUGGGCGACACAUGAAAGGGUUUAACCGGCUCAAGGUUCGGGAACCGGAGGCUCAGGGAAUUAUCGGGAAGGACGAGGAAGAGGACCAGGAUUUGGUAGGGUUGGCACCUGAUCAAGCGGAUGGUGAACCUUUGGGCAAGGUUGUGCGUACGAAAUAUUUCGACAUGCCACCACUGACAGUUGAAGAGGCCAAGGAGCAGUUAGAGAAUGUUGAUCAUGAUUUCUAUGGUUUCAGAAAUGAAGAAACUGGUGAGAUAAAUAUUUUGUACAAGAGAGAAGAGGGGGGAUAUGGAUUGAUAAUUCCUAAGGAUGAUGACGAUGACGAUGAUGAAGUGCAGAAGCCUGAUACGGAGGCAGUGGGGGCUGCAGAAGAUCCCUCUGUUGCAAAGCAGUUAAGUGGAUAAUGCUGCAGAAUAUCCUGCAAAAUAGUGUUGUAUCCCGCCGUACGCCUCAACUAUUUCACCAUGGAAUUACUACAGCCGCUAAUUGUCGGAUUCUGCUCUUGAAGAAUAAUUUUGGAGCUGUUAAUGUUGUAUGAACGUGCAGUACUUGUUCUGCUGGUCUUGUCAUACUGCAGACAGGCAACUGGAACCAUAACCCUGAUUUCAAUUGUAUCAUGCAUAGUUUAUCAACUGACGCAGACAAGAUUGUAUAUUUGUUUCGAUUCUGACUUCCACAAACAGAUAUUUAAAAAUGAGCAGUGCUUAAAUGGUUGGUUUUCGAAUUCA
Messenger RNA from Phoenix dactylifera (date palm), 1620 nucleotides. Its product is annotated as 30S ribosomal protein. Gene Ontology annotation, molecular function: ribosomal small subunit binding. Gene Ontology annotation, biological process: primary metabolic process; negative regulation of translational elongation. Lineage: Eukaryota; Viridiplantae; Streptophyta; Magnoliopsida; Arecales; Arecaceae. The record is from RefSeq and is a predicted model, not a curated record. Gene Ontology annotation, cellular component: cytosolic small ribosomal subunit.